UACACGUUAUUUGUGUUAUUUCGUAUUUAAUAAUAAAUUGAAAAAUGGCUGCUGCUUACAAAUUGACUUAUUUUCAACAUUACUGCCCUCGGCGAGCCCAUAAGAUUUAUCCUGAGUUAUGGAAACAUCGACUUUGAGGACAAUCGCAUAAUCUUUGAGAAUUGGUCUUCUAUUAAACCUACAUUACCAAUGCCUUAUGGUCAGUUGCCAACUUUCGAACACGACGGCAAGAUAACACAUCAAUCACUUGCAAUUUGUAGAUACGCAGCUAAACAAGCUAAACUGGUUGGCAGCAAUGAUUGGGAAGAUUUGGAAAUUGAUGCUGCCGCAGAUACAAUUAAUGAUUUACGUUUAAAGAUCGUCGAAUAUAGUUACGAAAAAGAUCCGAAAGUGAAAGAACAGAGGAAAGGUCCUCUUUUCAAAGAAAUCCUUCCGUUUUACGUUGAAAAAUUCGAAAAACAACUCAAAAAAAACAACGGAUAUUUUGCUAUUGGUAAAUUAACUUGGGCUGAUGUUUACUUUGUUGGCCUCCUUGAAUUCUUAAACUAUAUGCUGGGUAAGGAUUUAUCUGAUGGAGCACCAGGAUUGAAAGGAUUAAACGAAAAAGUCCGUGCCAUUCCUCAAAUUAAGACCUAUCUUAACAAACGUCCAAAAACUGCCGGAAUAAAGCUUAAUUUUAAAAUUUUGUGUUUUUUUUUAUUAUCUGUUCAUGAGUUAUCGUGGAUACACACACAAACAAACACCACACACAAACACGACAUCAUCGCGAAAAUAGUUAAAACGGAUUCAGGAGACCCCAAAACGUAA
Molecule: messenger RNA, 807 nt
Organism: Psylliodes chrysocephalus
Lineage: Eukaryota; Metazoa; Arthropoda; Insecta; Coleoptera; Chrysomelidae
Source: the annotation of a GenBank genome assembly